AUGGGGGUGGCGAGCAUGGUGGUCGGAGGUUUGGAGCUCCAUUGCUUCUCUUUCCAGUCUCCUCUCUACAAGAGAAACAGAGAGGUUAGAGAUUUGGGGAAGGCACGGCUCGGUGGAAAUUCCCUCAGGAGUAUUGUUCAGCGGCUCUGCCAAACUUCGCAUUAUCUUCAGGGGAAUCUUCGUUGGGUUCAAGGGACGCCGGGAGUUGUUAUACUAAUGAUGUUAAUAAGAUUAAUGGUAUCAAUAAACACGAUUUAUUGGAUGAUGACGAGGAGGGGGACGUUUGCCGGAUUUGUUGGAACCUUGGCGACGGUGAUAAUCCCCUGCGAUACCCCUACGCUUGCAGUGGAAGCAUUGAGUUCGUUCACCAAGAUUGCCUUCUUCAAUGGCUCAAUCACAGCAAUGUGA
Fraxinus pennsylvanica is the source of this 408-nucleotide messenger RNA. The record is from the annotation of a GenBank genome assembly. NCBI's taxonomy places the organism in Eukaryota, Viridiplantae, Streptophyta, Magnoliopsida, Lamiales, Oleaceae.